ACCUAUAGUCCAGAGCUACCUGGAAGAGCUCUACAUCAAGAUAUCAAGGCUGCGUCAAUACCAACAGGAGCAUAAGCCGAGGCGGCUGGUUCAAAGUUAUGCUACUGCUCAUCAAUGGAUAGUUUCAUGGAUUUCCGAUGACGACCUGUAGUCAGAUGUUGGAUAUGCAAUCACUGCCAUUUGGGUGCCUUCUUGAAUCCAACAUGUCUCUCCAGCCGCUCCGCAUUAUUUUAAAAGAUGUACUGCUUCUCAUUGGUUGCCUUAUCUGUCAGGCCAUAAACCUUCUUGUUCACAUCUCCAUACUCUCUAACGGCGUUAGCUGCAUUUGUACACUCAUUGGCCUGGGAUUGGCUUUCUCGAUCGAGCCAAGAUAUGUUUAGAUACCUUUGUGUUGCAGCGGUGUGAUUGCACGAUGGUAUUGUUCGAGGUGGUUGUUUAAGUGUUGCAUUGAUUCUAGACGUCGCCGGCUAGCAAUAUGGUUGUGUAUAGUGCUUGACGCUGCAACAAUUGUUUUCUCGUAAGACUCCCGCUGAUUUGAAUGCCUUGCUAAGAACAGAUUUAGACUCAUGAUCUCAGCUGGACUGCUGUCUUAUAAUUGGGUCCGCUUCUUCCCUGCUUCGUUCACGGCGUUUUACUUCUUUGCCGC
Messenger RNA from Pseudovirgaria hyperparasitica, 646 nucleotides. RefSeq lists its product as uncharacterized. The transcript has 2 exons. Bases 204 to 380 code for a protein of 58 amino acids. The record is from RefSeq and is a predicted model, not a curated record. Lineage: Eukaryota; Fungi; Ascomycota; Dothideomycetes; Acrospermales; Acrospermaceae.